CAGGGCGCUGGCCUCAAGCAGAUGCGCGAGAUGACGGGCUGCCAGGUCCAGGUGCAGCAGAACGAGGGGCAGACAGAGACGCGCCGCAUGGAUCUGACCGGCCACGCUGGCCAGGUGGCGGCCGCAUUCCAGAUGCUGGCGAACAAGGCGUUCCCAGGCGCCCCGAGCGAGUCGAAGCUUUACGUGCCCGCCGACCGCGUGGGCCAGAUCGUCGGGCGCGGCGGCGAGAACCUGCGGAAGGCCCGAGAGGUCUGCAACGUGCGCGUGCAGGUCGAGCGGGAGCCGGUCGUGGACCCGAGCUCCGGCAAGGAGGAGAGGCUCGUGACCCUGUGCGGGGAGUCGGCCCAGCUGGCCGUGGCGCUCCGGUGCGUGCUGGGCCCAGGA
Prorocentrum cordatum is the source of this 384-nucleotide messenger RNA. Lineage: Eukaryota; Dinophyceae; Prorocentrales; Prorocentraceae. The record is from the annotation of a GenBank genome assembly.